Anopheles stephensi (Asian malaria mosquito) is the source of this 12096-nucleotide messenger RNA. Its product is annotated as serine-rich adhesin for platelets-like. Gene Ontology annotation, cellular component: piccolo histone acetyltransferase complex. Gene Ontology annotation, biological process: regulation of transcription by RNA polymerase II. The coding region runs from base 1768 to 8016 and encodes 2082 amino acids. The record is from RefSeq and is a predicted model, not a curated record. Lineage: Eukaryota; Metazoa; Arthropoda; Insecta; Diptera; Culicidae. The transcript is spliced from 10 exons.
UACUUCGCCACUUUCCGUCGCCACUGUGUUUGAGCCGCCAUUUUGAGCCGCCAUUAUGUGGCUUUCUGUAAAAUUGGUGGUAUCGUGGUAAAUUACGUGGUACGGUUACGGAUGCGUUUUUCUCCGAUUGUGACGGUGGUGCGUGAAUCGUGACACGAUCAGCAUGAACUAGCACGUCGCGGGUCGUGUUUUACGUCCCGUCGGACCGCUUGGCGGACCUUGGAAGCUUGGAAAUUUUCGCGUGUUUUUUUAUUUGCCUUCCAUCCAUCAUCCCUUGGCAAAAGAGGGAGUUUUUCAUCGCGCACACAUAUACACAUACGUGCGCGCCCCCCCCCCCCCCCCUGUUCACCGUCGUCCGGGUCGCCCUCCGUCGCUCCGGCCUCUUCCCACCACCCCGGGCCGUCGUCAUCGUCGUCGCCUAGCCUAAGCCAGCACCCAUCACGCUGGCAAACGCGCCGUACGACGGUAACAUUUUGCCCGGGCUGGUAGCGCGAGUGUGAGUGAGAAGGCAACAGCAGUAUUGAAGCAGCACGGCGCACAUUCUGCUCGUUUCGAGCUGCAGGAGCCAGCGAGCGUGCGUGCGAGAGUGAGCAAGAACGAACGCAGUGAGUGAGUGAGUGAGAGCGAGAGCAGGCGCUAGCAGUGAAGUGUCAGUGGUGGCUCGGAGCACACUGGUGUGAGUGAGAAAGGGCGCUUGUGUGGUGUGGAGUGUUUUGUGAGUUCGCGCGCGCUUGCCUGUCGCAUUUAGUGAGCAACAUAAGAAAAGCAGCAUUAAUAGCAUUGGAGCCAUCAUAAUAAAAUCACGCGUUUUGUGUGGUGUGAUUUUGGGGAGCAAUAGCAAAAACCGUCUCCUGUACGAGGCGCACAGUGUACGGUGGUGGUGUGUGCGCUCACAAGCUUCCUCCCAACAAAAUCGCGCGCGCUGGCGCACUAACACACACGCACACCCAGCCGUCGUCGUCGAGUCCCCGCGUAGCAGCUUCCUUGUUUGUUCCCUUCGGUAGGGAUUGUUUCUUCCUGUGGGCUGUCAGUGUGGAGCGGGUAGGUGGUGAGCGGUGUGCGGUGUGUGUGUGUGUUUGCCAAAGGGAAGUGAGGGAAGGUAGCCAGGAACGGAGCGUGAGCGAGAAAGAGCGGGCACGAGCGCGCUUCUCAUGAGGAGUAGAAGAGGGAAGAGGAAUCAAAGCGAACCAGCAAAUUGAGCGCGCGGAUCGGUUCUAGGUUCACCGAGCGAGUGUGUGUGUUUUGGUACGUGCGUGUGUGUCUGACUGGCUUCAAGGGAAGACGCCGCUGCCGCCGCACGACUGGCAAAAGUAUCAAAAGCGGGCGAACAGAAGGAGCAAGCAAUCACCACCCCAAAGGGCGCCUCGAACGCGAGAACGAGACCCACUGCCAGCAGAAUCCUAGAACGAAGGGGCAACGGGGUACGGGGGAAUCGAGCGUGCAAGCGGCAGGCAGGCAGAGGAAUCAGCGAGCGAGAUGAGCAAAUCUCGUAGAAAAGUAGGAAAGUAAAGCAAGCAAAAAGGCACGAAAAAUAACAACUCAUCUCGACGAGUGAGCGGAGCAGAGCAAGACGAAGGGAUAGAGAAGCGGCUGGUGGCGAAACUAGAAGAAGCAGAAAGAACACGGAUGGUGUAGCAGCAAAAAAAAACCCCCCCGGUGGUGUGGCAUCAACCCCCCGAGCGAGCUGCUGCUGCACAACACAAAAACGGCAGCAAAACCACCAUCAAACACGACGGGCCGCAAACAGAACGACACGCUGUCAGCAAAAUGUCGAAGCUUUCGUUUCGGGCAAGGGCCCUCGAUCCGUCGAAACCGAUGCCGAUCUAUCUGGCGGAAGAGCUGCCGGAUCUGCCGGAAUAUUCCGCAAUCAAUCGAGCGGUUCCACAGAUGCCGAGCGGCAUGGAGAAGGAGGAGGAAUCGGAGCAUCAUUUGCAGCGAGCAAUAUGCACCGGACUCAUCAUUCCCACGCCCGAGGUGUACGACUCGACAGAUUCCGAGUUCUACGACAAAUACUACCCGCCCGACUACAAACUGCCCAAACAGCUGAUCCACAUGCAGCCACUCAACCUCGAGCAGGACAUACCGGAUUACGAUAUGGACAGUGCGGACGAGGUGUGGGUUACGUCGCACGAGAAGAAGCUCGAUCUGGAUCCGCUCAAGUUUGAGAUCAUGAUGGAUCGGUUGGAGAAAAGCUCCGGCCAGACGGUGGUCACGCUAAACGAAGCCAAAGCCCUAUUGAAGCAGGACGAUGAAGUGAGCAUAGCCGUGUACGAUUACUGGCUAAAUAAGCGGUUAAAAUUGCAACAUCCCUUGAUACUGUACGUGAAGACGGAAAAUCGAGGCAACAUGACACCGAACAAUCCGUACCUUGCGUUCAGGCGGCGCACCGAAAAGAUGCAAACGAGGAAAAACCGCAAGAACGACGAGUCGUCGUACGAAAAGAUGCUGAAGCUAAGGCGGGAUCUCUCGCGGGCAGUGACGCUGCUGGAUAUGAUCAAGCGGCGGGAAAAGCUAAAACGGGAGCAGUUGCACCUGAGCAUCGAAAUCUACGAGAAGCGCUACCAAGCGCAGGAUUUCCAUGGUCACCUCCUGUCCGAGUUUACGUCCAAUGCGACCCGCGUCACGAGACCGGCCUUUGCUCCCAUCUACACCAACCAGUAUGCACCGUUGGCUGGGCAGGGUGUGGGCCAGGGAGCGAACGCGGUGGGGAGUGCUGGCGCGUAUCUGAACAGUGGAGGCUCCUCGUCGCAGUACGAAGCGCACGGGACGGGCAGCAGUGGCACCAACAAGCGUGAUAAUGAGAGUCUCAGCAGUCGGAAGGAAAAGCGGCAGUACAAGAAGCGGAAGCUAAAAAUGCAGAAAGACCGUGGGUUGGCGAGUGGUACGGGUGGCGGUGGUGGUGGUGGUGGUGGUGGUGCUGGGGUGACUGGUGGCCGAGGAGAUGCUGCAGGUGGGUUGAAUAGUACGAGUGGGCUCGGAAGUUCCGGGCUCCAUCAUCAUCACCAGCAGCAACCGCAUCAGCAUUACCACGGAUCGAUGCUGGGAGGUGUUGGUGGCCGUGGUGUUGAUGGCACCGUGGUUGGCGGGCAUGGAACGGAUCAUCAUCAUCAUCAUCUGCACGGGUCCGGCGAUCAUGUAGUGUCGUCCGACGACGAGGAACUGUCGAAUCUGCAAGGAUCGUCAGCAGAAGAAGAGUACGCUUAUGCAUUCCGAAGAAGCAAACACAGCCAAUAUCACAGGCCUCGCGCGGAUGGUUACGGUAACUGGCCAUGGACGUCCCGGGAGGAAAACGGUUCGGCUGAUCCGCGAUAUCGCUUCAACCUUACUUCCUUACGAUAUCCGAGGCCCCGUUGUAUUGGUUUCGCACGAAGGCGUUUGGGUCGCGGUGGACGUGUCAUUAUCGAUCGGAUAGCCACCGAUUUCGACGAUCUGUGGUCACGGUUAGACUACACGAUCGUCGAAAGUGAAACGAUCGCAUCGCUAAACACGUCCGAGCCAACGAAAUCCCGCGACGACGCGAAGGAGGAGGAAAACAAUGAACCGAUCGUUAUACCGUGCCGUCGCCGGCAGAUCGAGCGCACGGCCAGCGUUAGCAGCAACUGCAGCAACACCAGCAGCGGUGCAGGUGUCGUUGUGUCGUUGAAACCUCCGCCCCGCUUACCCGCCAUCUUUAACCAUCAGAACCCGCCGUUAGUCAAUGGGUCGGACGGGCCGCCGGUAACGAACGGCGACGGCAUUACGCCGCGAACGAUCGUGUUCUCCCGUCGGAAGCUUGUUCUGAAGCAGGAACCGGCGGCAAUGAGCGAUUGCGAAUCUGACGGUGCGCCGGAGAUUCAGUUCCUCACUAGCAUUGGGCUGAUGAACAAGACGGAAAAGGAAUCGGCGGCGGCGGCGGCGGACGAGCUAAGCGGGUUUGCUAGCACAAAGCGCCGGCUACGGUUUGAUAGUGAAGAGCGGGAGGGAGAGAGUGGUGAAGUGACAAAGGACGGUAGUGGUGGUGGUGGUGGUGGUGGUGUGUGCGAUGAAAGGACAUUGAAAACGGAUGUUCGAAACUCAGAUUCAAUUGUGAUAAAAAGUGAAGACGGCACCGGCACCGGUACUGAGCUGGUGGUGAUGUCGACGGGUAGGAUAAAGCAAGAACCGGACGCCGGUGGGGCGGACGGUUACCAGAAGCCGAGUGUUCCCGUCGGGGAAGAUUUUGAGCAGCUGAUAGACAGUGUAAACAGCAACAAUCACGCUCGGACACGGUUUAGCGUGACAACAGCAGCGGCCACCACCGAAGCCAGCAGCAAUAGUAUUAGCUCCGCAACGAACGAUGUCAGUGCGGUGCCGAACUCGUCGCAACAAUCGCACGCGGUCAACCAGGCGGAAGGCGGUUCUCCGUCGCGAUUACACGACGCGACGCCCGAAGAUAUCAACGCGGUGUACAAGGAUCUGCUGAACGACAUUCAAUCGAAUUGGCUACACUUCCGACCGAAAACGCCCGAACCCAGUCAGGACGAUCUGUUAACGCUGGACGGCGAAGAGGACGAUAUGCUGGAGCAUUGUCUUGGUUUGACCGAUCGGCAUCGUAUUACGCUCGAGCUGCAGUCGCUCGAUGAACAGCUUCCCGGGACGAUCUUUUCCCCUGCGAAAGGGACGACUUUAUCUUCACUGUUCCGUACCGCACCGUACGAUUUGGACAGUUUGAUCGAGCCGCAUCCCUUGUCGCUCGCGGAAGGUGACUCGAGUAGUGGGGCGAAGGGAGCAGCGGCAAGCCCGACCGUUGAGGUUAAGCUUGAAACGUCCGGAUCGUCGGCCAGCGGUGAGAAUAACCUAAGCGUACCGUCCGAGCUGAAUCUAAGCUUGAACGAAUCGAGCGAAGAUAACGAGAAGAUGCUGGACAACAUUCUGCAAGAGUGUGCGAUCGACGAUCCGAAGCAGCUGCACCAGACGAGUAACUUCUGGAACGGCAUCCUGGACGAUGGCGUGCUGAACAAUCUCGAGACGGGUGCAGGCGGACAGACGGAAGACGAACCGAUGGUGGAGGAGAACGAGUCGGGUGAGGCGCGGACGGCGGACCUGUUCACGUCCAGUUCGGCCAAGAUCGGGUAUCACUCCGAGUUGGUCGGGUAUGGACGACCGGCGGGAGCUGCGGAUCGGCGCACAAGCAAGAGCAAACGUCGGAAAAUGCUUAAGCGUUGCAGUUAUCUCGUGGGCAGCAGCUACUUCUCGGUGAAGAGUUUACCGAAAGAGGAGAUCUUUCAACCACUGCUGGACGCGAACGGACAGCCGAUCAUUCUUAGCGAUGGUGUGGAUCUGGACUCUUCUUCGGUUGAUCCGAUGGCGGCUGGGGAGCAGAACGAGCUACGAGACGCCGAGGACACGUCGAUGCAAAGUGACUCGCUGCUGCAGUCGAGCGCGCUAGGGGGGGGAGUAGAGGCAAUGGAGAUUAAAAUGGAAGAAGACGCUUCAGCGUCGCUGGCGGCGGCAGCAGCAGAAGAAUCCGUCCCGGGUGAACCCUUGAUCAAGCUCGAACCACCGGAGGAGCAGGCGACUUCUGCUGCGAGCGAUGCCGGAAGUGGUGGUGGCUGUGAUGCGACACUGCUGGGAAAUACUCCCACCACGGUUCAAUUUCUACCUCACAACAGCACCACCAUGGCGGCACCGGCCGCAACCACCAUCAAGCUGGAACCGUUCAAUCACAUCAGCCAAAUCGCGGCCCGCAGCUCGACACCGGACGGCGCUCGGGUAGUACCGACCGGGUCAACGACGCUUAUCCCGGCCACGAUCGUCGUAUCGCAACCGCCCUCGUCGACGGGCAAUGGCUCGGCCAUGUUUCAGACCACCUCCGGGACAGUUCCGGCCGUCGUUUCCGUCUCGCUGCAGCAGGGCAGUUUGCAUCAGCUCGUACACACAUCGUCCGCACCGUCGAUGGGCGCCGGCACCACCAUGCUCGUGAUGCAAUCCAUUCCAUCGGUCCAAUCGUCCCCAUCGGCAUCGGUCGCCGGAACGCCGACCUCGUUCCUGCUGAGCAAUGCGGGCAGUAACACUGGCUCAAUCCUGGUGCAAACGUCCGCCUCGUCCUCGCUCGCGAACAACGUCGUCCAGUCGGCUUCGGCCUCCUCCGCCAACUCGCUACUGUCCGCAUCGGCCCCGAUCGUUGUUACGGUGCCACCGGCCAGCAGUAGCGGUCUGUCGGCGGCUGCUCAGCCAAUAAGCGGCACCAACACGGUCGUAUCGAUCGCGACCCCGAUCGUUGUAUCGUCAGCGUCCGCCGCAUCCCUCGCUCAGUCGAUCGUGCACGCACAGUCCCAGGCAGCGGCGUCGGCAGCUAGCAAUAGCGCGAGCUCCUCCAGCACUGGCGGCACCACGACCACCGCACUGAACAGCUACAUCGUUCAGCACAAUUCGACACCGAUCAUGCUUUCCCAUCAGCAGAUGCAACAGCUAGCGAACAGUGGCGGCGGCAAUAUCGUUACCGUCGGUGGACAGCAGGUCGUGACGACGAAGCAACAUCAUGGGGAAACGUUCGUGCUUACGCAGACACCGCUGAAGAAGCAAAUCAAUGGACCGUCCGAUGGGAACAAGAAUGCCACCGCCACGGCUACCGUCAACGCGCAAAACAUCAACAACCAAAAGUUCCACGCACUGUUAAGCCACAAGCUGGGCAGCAAACCGUCCGAUCUGAACAAAAAGCAGCUGGAAAUGAUACGCAAAGCAUUGGGUUCGUCGCAAAAGAUGUUUGUCAAAUCGACCAACCACGGGCAGCAGCUGCACGCCGGUACUGCGAGCGGUAGUGCCGGUCUGGCCGGGCACCAUCAGCAAACGUCGGCCCAGCAACAGCCGCAGUAUAACGUGAUUCACCAAAACUCGCUCAACACACCGAUCACGAUCGUGUCCGCCCAAAGCCCCGGCCAGCCGACGCAGAACAAGAUCAUACUAACGUCGUCGCCCCACCUGCUGCAGCAAGCGACGGCCGUUGGUGGAGCGACGGCUGGCCAGCUGAUCGCUGCCAGCCACGGAAAGAUUCAGCUAACCACCGUCCAGCAAGGACAGCAGCAGCAGCAAACGGGCCAGGUGACUACCGGACCUGCCGGGGGACAGAUUCUGACACUGGAUCCUACCGGGGGCCAGCAAGGCGGUGGUGGUGGAGUGAGCGGUGUGCAGCAGCAACUGAAGCUCGAAAAGAAUCGCAUCCUGUACAACAUCAAGAACAGCCGGGGACAGUUUCUUCAUCUCAAUCCCAAGAUGGUUAACAUCAUUCAGCCGGUGCAGCAGCAGAAGAUUGUAAACAGUCUCACCAUUCAGCAGCAGCAGCAAGCGCAGCAGCAGCAGCAACAGCAGCAGCAACAGCUGUUACACAAUCAGGCUGGCCAUGGUGGGACGACGACGAUUCUCAGCAAAGGACAGACGGUUCAGCGCAUCCCGACGGUGAGCAUUCGCACCCAGCAGCAGGCCCAACAGCAGCAGCAGCAGGCGCAACAGCAACAGGCGGCACAGCAGCAACAGCAGACAAACCUCGUCGAUAUGGUCGUGGUGAACAAUGCGAACAAUAUAAAGUUUAUUCAAGCGGCAGCAUCGGCCGCAGCUGCAGCCGCUGCUGCCGGUGGCGGCAACGUGGUGAACAACAGCACGGCAACGAGUCGCGUUAAUGCCGUCACAACCGCGUCGGUCGGAUCGCUGAAUGCUUCUUCCUCGGAAAGCGGAACUAGCAGCGGAAGUAGCAGCAGUGGUAGUAACUGUGUGCAGCAGGUGGCAACAACACUGUCCACAUCGGUAGCGAACAGUGUGAACAGCAGCAGCAGCGUCGUCGCGGGAGGAUCGGCAUCGUUGGCGAACAGCAGCGGGGGCAGCGCACCGGUAUCGGUCGCGACAGUCACGUCUACGACGGCGGGAACCGCUGGAACGGUGGUCGGCAGUGGUGGUGGUGGUGGUGGUGGUAGUAGUAAUGGUAGUGGUGGUGGUAGCGGUGCCGUCACCGGCAGUGCUGCCAGCACGAAUCCUUCAGCCAGUAUAAACAUUACCAAUAGGUGAGAAUCGAAGAUCCAGCUCAGUAGGUAACUGUUACUGUAUUUUAACUUAUUGCUAAUUAAUGUUAACGUGUAGGGCAGGAUUAGGGAACCUCCGCUUUCGUAACGCGAAGCACACGAGAAGUUUUAUUAAGCAAAGCUAAGGAAGGGUUUGUGGAUGAACCGUGAAAGACACUUAAUAAGAAGGGUAGAUAGAAAGGGGGGGUGGGGGAGAGUGAGGAGGAUCAAGCGAAUGCAACUGCCACAUAAGAAGUGUCCCAGAGAAGAAGAAGAAGAAGAAAACAACAACAAACAAAUCGGUCAACCGUUGGUUCAAGAAAUGGUCAAAAUGAAUCGUGUGCGGGGGAUGUACAAUCGUAUGACGAUCGUAUCAUUUCAUUUUGCUUUCAUUUAUUUAUCCAUUUUGGCAUUUUCGUUUCCGUAAACUAAAAAAUCCGCCUGCUUUGGUUGUUUGCAAUGAGAUUUGUAUUAUUUGACAACACACACACUGGUUCGGCCGCUUCGGUGUGUCCCGCACUUGCAAGUACAUUUGCGAAUGUUAUCUGUGAUUUUUGAUUCAAUUAUUGCAAUGAUACUGUUGCUUUAAGCUGUGGGCAGACUUUGGUUCAAAUUCUUUUAUUUAAUGAUUUGCAAACAGUACUGGAACGUGUGCACAUGGGAGGCGGGGUGUAAUUGGAAAGGUGGGGGGGAAUGGAGAGCCACCGAUGGUUGACCGAUGGUUGACCGAUGGUUGAAGAUCGGACAAAAGCUUUACAAUACAAAUCGCAGUGAGAAGGCCGGAGUACGACGAGUAGCAUGAGAGUGGAGGAAUACGGAGCGAAUGUAGAAGAAAGGGUAUGUACAUUGCAUGUGUGUGUUCUACUGCUCUAAAGCCACAUGCAACCACGCUUAGUUUCUAUUCUUUUAAUUUUCUAAAAGAAUAAUAUGCUAAUCAGUAGAGAAGGAGAGCAACAACAGCAAAAAAGCCGGGUAACAGCGGCAGCACACACGAGAUCAACCGGCACGCAACACGGGCAGUAUUUCUUGUGCACCAUUUCUUAUGAUUUACUCUACGGCUGGGAAAGCCGGGAGAGAACGUACACAUAGGCGCUUAAAACUCUCCCCCCUGUUCGAGCACACUAUUGUUGUUGCUGUCGUUGUUGGCGGGGUCAUCAAUCUGCUGAACCACUCAUUUGCAGCACAAGGUUCGACGAACAAGAAACUGUGUAUGUGCGCGCGUGUGUGCCGGUUGUGUCGUUGUGUUGCUGGCCAGCAGAGAGGUGGUCUGUAAAAAGAAAACAAACAACAAAGCAAGAACACUAAGUACUGUAAAUAAUUUGUAGCUUUAACAAAUAAACAAUUAGCUCCUAUAUACAUAUAAAUAUUGUAAGUAACAAGUUGUACCGUUUAAAAGCCGGCGCGGGAGUCGGGCUCGGGGAAGGAAAGCACACGGCAAGCGAAGAAAAGCGAGAGUGGUGUCAUUCUUUGUUGAAUGCAAUAAAAAAAUGAGCAAACAAAACAGCUACUACCACACCUUUACUACACUCAAAACGAAACAGAAUAAAAGAAAAAGGAAAAAAAGCAAGAAGCAAAGAAGCAAUUCCAAGCAGAAGAACGAGAAGAAGGUUCGGUGAGAGAAGGAGAGAAGAAAAGCAGAUGAAAAUACGGAAAAUAUAUGAAUGCAACAAAAGCAAAUAUGAAGCAAUGAAAAACUGGUUGGCAAGCAAAAAAGCAUGAAAAGUGAAAAUACAAUACAAACAGGAAGAGGAAGUUACACCACAACAGAACAAAAGCAAAAACCAACCAAAGCUCUAUAUUGAACAUCAUAUAAAAUUUAUCAAAUUUGCACGCGUGCACACACACACGCAAGCCCAGAAUAUUCUCCUCGUUCGUGUGUGUGUGUGUGUCUUCUGUGAGCAGUGAUUUCGAAUAAUCCAAUUAACAAAAGAGAAAAAACAGAACAAUUCAACAGGUCGUUAGUGUAUUAUCUGAAAAUUUUUAGUUGCCACACACACACACACUCACGCCAGGCGGUUGCCAUAGUGAUGACAGUUUUCUUUUCCACUUGUGUUAACAUGUGCUGACGUCAAUUUUGCUCCUUUUUUGCGUUUCCAUUUCCCUUCUUUUCCUUAAUCCACUUUACUUAAAUAGUUUGUUUUACUAACGCGAUUCGCUCCCUUCCGUUUGUAGUUUUGUAUGUGUGUGUGUGUGUUUUCGUUGUUGUAUGUGUACCUCGUAUCAUCCAGCCUCUGCCUGUCUGUCACUGUGUGUCUGUGUCCUUUUGGUUUGGGUUUUAAAUCUUCUCUAGUUACUGUGUCUGUGAUGUCGUGUUUCUUCUUUUCGGAUUUUGGGGAGUUGUGUAAAGUAAAAAACAAAAAAACACAAACGAAAAGCAGAUAAAAACUAGGUAGUAUUAGGGAGAAAUUUUACGAAUAUAUCGUGCGCUACUACUGAUAACAAAAUAAGAAGAAGAAAAGAACUCUCGUUAAUAGUAAUAGUAAUAAAUAUGGUAGUAAAUUUAUGACACAAAGAACGCUAGUAUCGAAUAUAGAUUACAUGACUGCGCCAUAACAGGAGUAAGUAGUAGCAACACAAACACACAGUGAAAAACACCUUCGAAAACGCUUACGAAACGAUUUAGGACUACGAAUUCUACCUACACACAUCACGGGUCACACCUCGGCAGCUAUAUACCUUGAUCCGGACGUGUGAAGCGAGCAGAGUAGUAUGCCGUUGGCCAAUACUUAAAUUCCACACACACACACACACACACCUGGAAACUUCUACUUCUACAUUCACAAGACAUUACCCCGUAAACAGUACGAUUGCUACCGACGAUCUACUACUAUUAUUAUCCUGAAUAAUGAUACUAUUACUAAUACUACUACGACUACUACUACAACUACCUACUACUUCGGCUAGUUCUCCCUUCACACACACACACUCCCUCUCUCGCUGUGAAAUGCAAGGGAAUGUUGUUUUGUAUCGAUAGUAACUACUUAAAUGGCAAACAGCAGGCAAAUUUAAAACGAAGCACUACUGAGCAGCCACAAAGAUGGUGGAAAACAAUUGUUUUAAAUUGUUUUUCUUUUUGCUGUAACAUCCUUACAGUGUUGUGCGUGUCUUUUUGGAAUUCUACUAAUGUAAGUGAACCUGGCAAAAACAAAACAAAAUUUCCAAACAAUACUUCUACUUACUCUUAUUAGUGAAAUGUGAGUGAAUAAUGCACAAACAACUCACGACGACGACGAUGACGACGAUGACGAGAACGUCCUUUAUGCCAAAUUGCUGCACAAUUUACAUGCAUGUACUCCCUCCACCAUUCCCGGAAGUCAUUGUUGCACCUCUCCCUUUCCUCCCCGAUCCUCUAAGUGGUUAAAACAAACAUGGUUGUCUAUCGGCUAUCGCUUUUGUCUCUGCGCGGAUGUGCUCGAAUUAGGGAUGUGCUUUGUUGGUUUCCUUUUCCCAAUAUUUCGAAGGACCUAAGUUCAAGGUUUAUUUUCCCCUUUUUGCUUAUUAAUUUCCGUAUGGUUAGUGCCGUACAACAAAAUAACGUUCGAACGACGCCAUUUUUGUUGUUAUCUAUUUUCUAUAAAAAUCCCGAAGUACAUGUACGUGUGUGGUACAUAAAAGUGUUAAGAAAGUAGUGAAAGUACGUUAUAAGACACAGAAAACCAUACACACAAGUCUGGUUGGAAAGGAGAAGAAGGAUAGUUGUGUAGUAAGAGUGUUCCGUUCGCAAUGCAGUAUAAGUGGGUAGCGUCGAAUCUACUGUUACUAGUGAAGAAGUGAAGCGCAAGGUGUGGAACGUGCUGGGUUAAACGAAACGUGAAGUAAAAAAAAACCACAAGAAAACAAACAGAAGAAAAAAAACGUUUGGCAAUUCGUAAUGCAAUAAGCAAACAUUGCAAUAAAAUGAAAGACGAACGAAACAGGAAACAGUUGACAAAGACAGUUGGAAACGGAAGGCGCAAGCACAACACUACAACAAUGGCAACCAGACAAAAAAAAACAAAAAGGAAAACGCAAGAGCGGAGUGAGAUCGAAACACGGGUUCCCUUCAACAAAACAGAACAUGAAAAAAGGAAAAAAUAACAAAAAAAAA